This is a messenger RNA of Limulus polyphemus (Atlantic horseshoe crab), 1947 nucleotides long. It is a transcript of the gene Vps16B, whose product is annotated as spermatogenesis-defective protein 39 homolog. The coding region runs from base 1 to 1401 and encodes 466 amino acids. Gene Ontology annotation, biological process: intracellular protein transport; vacuolar transport. The transcript has 18 exons. Lineage: Eukaryota; Metazoa; Arthropoda; Merostomata; Xiphosura; Limulidae. The record is from RefSeq and is a predicted model, not a curated record. Gene Ontology annotation, cellular component: cytoplasm.
AUGAUUUUUAUGGGUAACAGGCAAUGGUUUAGUGCUAAAUUUUGUACUGGUGGAGCCCUGCCAAAAUGUAUCAGGUUUGAUAGUGAAGAGUACUGGCAUGAAAAACUUGAAAUAACUUUUGAUUUUGAUGAUAAUGAGGAGGACUUUACUACUGUUGUUCCUACAAGUAAAGUUAAAUUUUCCCAUCUUCCGCACAAAGAUGUAUCGGCAAACACAGUUAACGAGCUUACUACCAGUCACUCAUCAGAGAAAGUGGGCUUUGAUGCAGUGGUUGAGUCCAGUUUACCUUCCACACAGUUAAUAGAAGACCACCUAAUAUCAAUGAAACUAGAGCCAAGAAGUUCUUCGAAAGACAUUAAAAAUCAUACUUCUCCAAUAAAUACAGUUAAAAGAAUGGUCCUAGGACAGCCCUUCUUCUUGGAACACUUCAAGUCAAAGAAAGACAAGUUUCAGUUGUUGGACUGUGCAAUUCAAAUAAAAGAUGGAAGUAUUAUAACUGCUAUUGUGCUUUUUUUAAAAAAAACAUUGAAACAAUCUGUGUUUAUUCAAGAAGUACUACAGAGACCAGAAGCUGUCAACCAUUAUUUGUAUUACUUGAAAAGUUGUUCAGAGUUUACAGAACUGUCGGAUCUGUUAGUAUUAUUAGGAAGAACAGAUGAAGCUGGUAUGUUGAACUACAAAUUGGCUGUUAAAACAGCACAACCAGAGAAAAAACUGAAACUUCUACAGCAUUGUCAGAGGAACCAUUUUCAGUCUGAUCCUAGCUUGUCCAUAUAUUUCCAACUGCUCGGUGAACAAAUUUCGCUUCUUGAAAGACAGUUUCCGAUUGAAGAAGGCGAUAUCAGACAAGAAAAAGAAGGAAUAAAUCCCAUUUUUCAAGAAAUACCAAGACCAGCUUCACUGAUUAAUAAUUCUGUAAUUACAACAUUAUACUAUUGUUGCCUUUAUCAUUGGGAAUUACCCGAGAACAAUUUUGCUAGUCCCCAAGCUAUAAAGAAAGCCCAUCAACUUACAGACAAGCAGUUUGUUUGGACUGCUCUUGGUGCACUUACUCAAAGACAGCAGUGGAAUCAAAUACAAAAUCUUUUCCAGAGUAAAUCAUGGCUUGGAGGGACUAAGAUGAGAUGCUGUAUUGGCUUUGACAAAGUUGUAGAUGUUUUAUGUUUACAUAAAGCUCCCAUUGAGGUUGUAUCAAAAUACUUGAAAUUAGUGGAUGGAUUAGAGAAACGCCUCAGCUUAGCUAAAAAGUACAAAUGUCAUCAAGUUGUGGUUGACACUUUAGUUUUAAUGAAGGAUCGUUUGGGGUUAGAAGACUACAGGAAAAAGCUCCUUCCACAUUCCACAGAACACUUGUAUUUACAAGAAGCACUCAGAGCCUCGACCAUUAAAUGGAAAAAUUAGCAGGUGAGAUUAUCAAGAGAAAAGUUAAUAUUAGAAGUCAUCAGAUAACAGUUUUGAACUUUAUCACAUCAAUGAAGAGUGAAGAAUUUCUAGUGUCACACAUUAUUCAAAGUCUGUAGCAAGAAAACAUAUUAUUGGACCUGCAGCAAGUAGAAACUCACCUUUGUAUUUGAUUGCCUCUGUUGAUGUGAUGAAAUGGUGAACAUGAACAGGCUAGCUAGUUUUUCAGAAAUCACGCUGUAUCAUUUUACUGUUUCAAUCCCAGCAUAAACACUACCUGUAUUUUUUAUGAAAUGUUACUAUAUUAUACUUUGUUUCUGUAUAAAUGUAAAUCUUGUAUUUAAUACGGACAUAUUAGGGUUUUCUCAUAAAAGAAGUUAUUCUGCAAUGAAAACAAGAAGCGAUUUUAUGUAUGUAAUUGAAUACUUUAGGUAAUAUUUAAGAACGAUUUGCAGCAAUUAAGUGAGGCAAGCCAUUAUUCAUGGUAUAUUGUCAAGUUAAUUACUGUACAUGAUUCUGUUAAUAAAUUUUUGAUAAUAAAGUGUU